Cetraspora pellucida is the source of this 327-nucleotide messenger RNA. The record is from the annotation of a GenBank genome assembly. NCBI's taxonomy places the organism in Eukaryota, Fungi, Glomeromycota, Glomeromycetes, Diversisporales, Gigasporaceae.
AUGUAUACUGAUACAAGUUAUAGUAAAAGUAGUGAGGAUGAUCUGAUUUAUAAUAUUAAUAAUCUUGAAGAGUUUAUUAUCAUCAAAUUUAGAGAAUAUAAAGAGCUAAGUACCAAUGUUGAGUUUUCAUUGAAUUCAGCAAAAAACUUUUUAAGACAAAGAGAUUUAAAAGAUGAAAAGUAUAAAGUUAUUUUGUAUUAUAAAAAUAAGUUUGUAUAUACACUUAGUUUUAAUACACCAUUUCUUCAAGCUUCAGAAAAAUUACUAAAAUUGUUAUUAACUCAAUAUUUAAAGCAAAUCAGAAGUAAUUUGAGCUCUUUGCUAUAA